Messenger RNA from Sceloporus undulatus (fence lizard), 3377 nucleotides. RefSeq names its product basal cell adhesion molecule-like. Bases 555 to 1484 code for a protein of 309 amino acids. Gene Ontology annotation, cellular component: cell-cell junction. Gene Ontology annotation, molecular function: cell adhesion molecule binding. NCBI's taxonomy places the organism in Eukaryota, Metazoa, Chordata, Lepidosauria, Squamata, Phrynosomatidae. The record is from RefSeq and is a predicted model, not a curated record. The transcript is spliced from 7 exons. Gene Ontology annotation, biological process: cell-cell adhesion.
GUAUGUUGGCUUCAGGAAGAGGAGGAACGGGGGGAGCAGGUGCCCUGACGUCAUUCUCCGGAGAAGCCCCUGGGGACCCCGCUCCCGGACGCAGCUCUCGGCGGAGCAGCGGACGAUGGGAGCCCCCUCCGCCCCGAAGGGCUGCUCCUGGGGCGCCGCCUGGGACUUCGCGGCAAUUGUUACGUCCCUGGUCUGGGCUGACAGCUCUCUCUCCUCCGCCGCGGGCGAGGAAGGGAGCCGCGGUCGCCGGGGUCAGGAACGUCCUUGAGAAAGCAGCAGGCCUCGCCCACCCCCGGCCCCUGGAGGCGGCCCGGAGAGCCCUUUCUCCGGCCGGGACUGAGCCUGCUCCCUGGCGGUGGUUCCCCGGUGGCCGCCUCCCUCCAGCGCCCUGGAAGCUCAAGAGAAGCCCCCUCCCCCGGUCGCCUGUCUGUCAGGACAGAGGCAACUGCUGCUAGAGUCGUCCUUCCGCCUUUCCUUCCGCAGCAGGGCCCGCCCCGGAUGGGCUGCUCGGGGCCCCGCAGGAGGAAGCCCCGUCCCUCUCGCGCCCGGCGACGAUGCCAGCCCCCAGCCUCCUCCUGGCCCUGGCCCUGGCCUCGGCCGCCCGCUUCGCCCGGACAGCAGGGCCCCCCCUCAUCCGCCUCCGCGGCCCAGAGAGCGGCCCGGUCCUGGAGGGCAGUGCCGUGACCCUGGAGUGCCUCUCCUCGGCAGAAGAAGCGCCCGCCUUGGCCUUCCAGAAAUAUGGCCAGUGGCUCCAGGCCUGGGUCUCCCUGGAUGAAGGGACCAAACUGAUCCAUGGAUUUUACAAUGCCGUCGUGAGUCGUGAAGGUGGGCACCUCCUAUUGACGAUCAGCAGCGUCCAGUCCUGGCAUGCUGGUGCCUAUCGCUGUGUCAGUUCCAACGCCACCAGCAACGCCUCUUCCGCUGAUCUGGACCUGCAGAUAGAGUAUCUCCGUGAUAUCUUCCUCAGCCGCGCAAAAUCCUGGUGUGGGACUGUGGGGGACUCGGUCACCGUCCUGGAGGGGGAUGACCUUCAACUGCACUGCUUUGCCAAGGCCUCCCGGGGGCCCCUUUAUGAGUGGAGCCGAGAGGGGGAGGACUGGAUUGUGGCCUCAAGUUCCUUGGCUCUGACCAAAGUGAACCUGGAGCAAGCGGGGACCUACACAUGCCGGGCCCGCCAUCCCUCCGUGGCCCAGCUGGCCAAGACCAAGUCCCUGCGCCUCUUUGUGGAGGGCAGCCAGCGGGGAGUGGCACUGGGGUCGGCACUGUCGCUCAGCAACUCCACCCUGGCCCUGACGGUGGGGCUUCCAGCCCUCUUGCUGCUGGUCCUGAUUGCUGUCUUUGCCCUUCUGAUCCUCCGACUUCGUCGGGGAGCAGCCAAGAAGAAAGCAGCUCAGGAAGACCCUGGGCAGCACACCCCAAUCUACAAAUGCAGCCUGGGGUCCGUGCCUUCUGUGUCGAGGGACACACAUCCCCUCAUGAUGUGAGGAGGGACCUCUCAGGUAGGGAGAGCUCCAUUGCGUGGCUUCUCCCCUUCUCUUUCCUGGCCUUUCUCCUGCCUGCUUCUUCAUCCACACACAUAUGCACAAAAGAGUCGAGUGAUGGAGGCAGGAGGACAUUUUUUCCCAUGGGCAAGGAAAGGUCUAACCCCCCCUUCCAUCCUCAAGGAAGUACCCUGGGGCUAAAAGCAGCCCUCUCCCAGACAGGCCUGUGCCCUUCUCACCCUGGACAUGGCUGCUUGGCUUCUUUUGCCCUUGCCAGCAGAGAGUAAUGUCAAGGAGGCCUGCUGUGGAUACAUACGUCUUUGCCUUGUCCUUCAGCGCAGCCCAGACAGGCCUUUGCCAGCCAAGAUCUGUCCCCAAGCAGCUUGCCUCCCUUUGUGCCAUGCCAGGGCUGCCAUCCGCCCCCUUCUGGUGCUGCAGGUGACUUGCAGAGGCGCAAAGGUGUUUGCCUUCUUUUUCCUUUUGGUCUGGUCACGCAAAGUUUAGCUCAGUGUAAAAUUGAGAGAUAAGAAGAGAGAUGCCCGUCCUUUCCGUGCCCCCGUUUCCAGUGGGGUGCUUCUCCCCAGUGGCCCUUAAUCUGUGCCCAGAAGCCCAGAAACAGUAGCUGUUUGGGUAGAGCCACCCUUCACUCUCCAGGGCAGGAGAGGAGUAGGGAAAAUGGGUCAGAGAAAUGAGGCCCCUUCCUCCAGAUUAACCCCUCUUCCCCCUUCAGAAGCUCCAGAGUAUGAAAUGAAUUGUCUGACAAUAACUGCAGUAAGAAGGCCCCUGAGGAGGCCAUCAGCCUUAAUGAGCAGCCACUGAAGAAGGAAAGGAAAGGAAAGGAGGACCAGCUGGCAGCAUCUGCAAUAAGCACUAGGCUGGCUGGUUGGUUUGGUUUCAUUUCACUGUGAUGUGGGGGGGGGCUGCUUCUACCUCCAUAGGGAAUCCCCCUUUUGCCCUUGGGGUCUCCAGCUGGCUGAGCCCAUCAUGGUCUUUCCUCUCUUUCGCCCAGGAGAAAGUGGACCUCCCUCUCUCCGCCUGCCUUUUGCCUUCAAGAUGCAGCCUCUCUUCUGGCUUUGGGAUAAUGGGGAUCUCAGCAUUACUGGGCCUCUUGCGUAUAUCUUUGGGAUGUCUCUUAUCUUUGAUUUUUAGAAGGGGGGGCAGAAAGGAGGUGGGGUUGCAUAUGGAUCCCUUUCUGGAGGGGGUGAGGUGCCUUUGGCCUGGCCUGCUCCACUUCCACUGGCUAAGGCAGCUCUUUGGCCUCUACUGGGCCUGGCAGGCCGUGGCCCCUUCAUGCCAAAUGCCCUUCCUGAGAGGGAGGAGGUGAACAGGCACGAAGGCCAGCAGCCACCCAACGUGAAAACAUAGGUCAGUGUCUUUCCGAAGAGAGCUUCCCGCUCUCCACCCUGAAGAGGGAAGCUGGUGGGGAAGUGGGCAUCUUGCCAGGGCCCCAUGGGAGAUGAGCUCUUUCCCUCUAAAUGCAAAAGGAGCUCCGGGUGACACCUGGGGCCCCUCCCUGCCUGGCAUUGGGGGUUUGGGGGCCCUGAAGGACUGCCCCCCCAGGCCAAACCAGCAGGAACCUCUUGUUUCAGCAGACCCUGAGAGGGGGAGGGUCUGGACCCCCUUUGCUGGAAAUGUUUCCUGAGUCUGAUUUUCCACCUUGUCGCCCCCACGCCAAACCAGUCUGGAGACCUGCAAAGGAAGGCUGAGCAGUGGCCACCGCAUGGUGGUGCAUGACAAAUCUUUGAAUGCCUGCACAUUGGAAGAGUGAGUGGGCCAUCCAAGUGACAUAAGGAGCAAGAGAGAGAGCGUAGAUCACACCUGUCUCUGCAGCACAAGCCUUAAAUGUCCCCCCAUUCGGCACUUUCUUGGAUCAAAAUAAAAAAAUAGCAGACUCUU